Messenger RNA from Acanthochromis polyacanthus (spiny chromis), 3955 nucleotides. RefSeq names its product F-box protein 10 (gene fbxo10). The record is from RefSeq and is a predicted model, not a curated record. The coding region runs from base 1 to 2955 and encodes 984 amino acids. Gene Ontology annotation, biological process: ubiquitin-dependent protein catabolic process; protein ubiquitination; regulation of apoptotic process. Gene Ontology annotation, molecular function: protein binding. The transcript has 10 exons. NCBI's taxonomy places the organism in Eukaryota, Metazoa, Chordata, Actinopteri, Pomacentridae.
AUGGAGGUGGGCAGCCUCCCCGUGGAGCUGUGGAGGGUUAUCUUGGCAUAUCUUCCCCUCCCUGACCUGGGCCGCUGCUGCCAGGUGUGCCGCGCCUGGAGGGAGCUCGUCCUCUCCCUGGAUAACACCCGCUGGAGGCAGCUGUGCCUCGGGUGCCCGGAGUGCAGACACCCCAACUGGCCCAGUCAGCCCCACAUGGAGCCUCCGUCCUGGAGAGAGGCCCUGAAGCAGCACGCUCUCGCCACCCGUACCUGGACUCAGAAUGGGCCGGAGCUGCAGUCCUCUGCCUGCCUCCUCUUUUUCCGGCGUAGAAAAGACCGCAGGGUUUGGCAUGUGGGCCCCGGAUGCGAGUUUGAGACCCUCCGCGGGGCCCUCGGGGUGGCCGGGCCGUAUGACCGUGUGGUUCUCCAUCCAGGGGUGUAUGAGGAGCAGGCUGAGGUGGCGCUGAAGGUGCCUGUGGAGCUGGUUGGGCUGGGCCGGCUGGGCGAGGUGGCCCUGCUGGUGUGCAUGGAUCAGCAGUGCCCUACUGCCAGGCUGUGUAAUCUGGUGUUCAUGCCGCCCUGGUUCUCCACUGUUGUUUACAAGACAUCAUGGGGCCACGUCCAACUAGACAACUGCAAUUUUGAAGGAGCUCAACUGCAAAUCCGAGGCCCAGGAACCUGCCAGGCUCGGUUUUGCUCCUUCUCACAGGGCAGCUCUGCUCACUUGCUGGGUGUCGUUCUCAGUUUAUUGGACAGCUGCGACUUUUCUGGAAGUGACACAGCUUCAGUGACUGUUGAAGGUCCCCCAGUGUCAGAGAGGAACUGGGCUUGUAAACAUUUGGCUGCCCUGGCCAGGACGUUCCCAUCAUGUGGGAUGUCUGGAUAUAAUAGCUCUCUCAAAGGCCCUGAGGCCGGCUCCGCUGGUGGACCUCAACCUCCAGCGGCUAAUGUUAAAAAGGAACACGUGAGCAUAGAGGACUGGAAGAAAAGGACAGGGGUAGAUGCCGUGUGUCAGGGCACAGUGAUUGAAGAUGGCUGGAGUGACGGUGAACACAGCGAAGGAGAGGGGGAAAAUCAUGAUGGAGAGGGAAUCAGCAACACCAAAAAACAAUUAACACUGGAUUACAAAAUCCCAUGUGACCAUCAUGGCCUAUCCCAUUUCCUCAAGCCUCGGCCAGAUGGCUCUCUGUCACUUGCCUCUUCCCCUGAUCCCCCAUCUGUGGCCCCUGAACCCCUCACCCUUCAGCAGGAAUUAGACAGGGACCCAGAGGCUCACAUGUUGGCAGUAUCUAUGCUUGGCUCCAUUCUCCGACGCUGUCUUUUCAGGGACGGGAAGGGUGGUGUACAUUUGUCUAAUUAUGGACAAGCUCGUCUGGAGGAGAAUGUUUUCCGUGGGCUGAACUACGCGGUCCGCUGCAUCCAGAACUCCACAAUAGUGAUGCUGAGAAACGAAGUCUGCGAGUGCCGUGCGUCAGGUGUGUUUCUGCGCCUCUCAGCUCAGGGCCUCAUUGCAGAAAACAACAUCCACUCGAAUGGGGAGGCGGGGCUGGACAUCCGAAAAGGGGCUAACCCCACCAUUGUGUGCAACAGAAUACACAGUGGUUUGCGUUCUGGGGUUGUUGUCCUUGGCAAUGGAAAAGGUUCAAUUCGGAGCAACCAGAUCUAUAACAACAAGGAAGCGGGGGUUUAUAUUCUCUUCAGUGGAAAUCCUGUGGUGAGUGGGAAUCACAUCUUCCAAGGUCAGGCAGCAGGGAUUGCUAUAAACGAGAAUGGCAGAGGCAUGAUAACAGAGAAUGUGAUUAGAGAGAACCAAUGGGGAGGUGUGGAUAUCCGCCGAGGAGGCGAUCCCAUCUUGAGGAACAACUACAUCUGUUAUGGCUAUUCAGACGGCGUGGUGGUGGGAGAGAGAGGGCGCGGACUUAUUGAAGGAAACCAUGUCUAUUGUAACAAAGGCUGCGGCGUGUGGGUUAUGUCAUCCAGCCUCCCACAGCUCCUAGGAAACUACAUCAUCCAUAACUGUAUGUAUGGACUGGCAGUGUUCUGCAGGAAGGACCCGGAGAACAUCGAGGCAAGGGAGGGGAACUGGCCUGGACAGGAGGGAAUUGGUGGAGAUGGAGGCAGUGGGGAGAGAAGGGGCGUCGAAGGAGAAGGAAGGGAAGGUCAAGAGAACUUCAAUGAAGAAGGUGAAUUGUUUGCUUGGGAAAGCGACCUGGACAGCGAGGAUGAGCGCCACUCUGCUCGUCGCUCCAUUAGCGUGGCUCUGGUGGAGAGCAACUGCAUGAGCUACAAUGGAGCAGUUGGCCUGUAUGUGAAGAGCAGUGAGGCCCUUAAUGUUUUUGCUAAUCUCGUAAACAAUAACCGAGGCCUUGGCAUCGCUGUGCUGCAGAGCAGUCAGCUGACCCGACUUGUUACAAACUGCAUUCUCGAAAACGGUCGAGGUGGUGUUGCGGUGGAGAAAGACUGCAGAGUGGAGCUUCGUGGUAAUGGCGUCUAUGAAAACAGUGGCCAUGGUGUCAGUUUCAGUGGAAAUGGGCAGAUCGUGGAGAAUGAUAUGGUUGGAAACCGCGGCUAUGGGAUCCAGGUAUCUGGGGGUGCUGAUAUCAAGGUAGUGCGCAACCGUGUCCAACCAGCACAGAGCUGUGGCAUUGCUGUGCUAGGGGCAGUAAAGGGUGUUGUCCAUGACAAUAUCUUGUUCCAGGGUCACCCCGGAAACAAAAAGACACUGCUACAUAUGGAUCCUGCCAAUGAGAGCUGUGUGUUGCGCAACAACAGUAUUCUAAGGCAUAAUAACAGCUGUACAUCGUCUCCACCGUGGGUUUUCGAAAACCCUCCGCCUCGCCCACCGGCCAGCUCCCCUGCUGGCCUCUCCUCGUCCCAGUAUCCUUCCCGACUUGGAAUUUCCAUGACAACCAGGAUCAGUGCAACUGUGGAAAGUGGUUGCCACAGCGGUAGCAUGUUCUGCUCCAUCCUGUGAAUAGUGGCAAGCACUUAACCAGUACGAAAACCAAUGUCAAGAGGCCUGUACUGGUGUAUGCUGUACUAGUGGAGUACAGUUUCAGAGAAUACUCUCCAAAACUGAUGCUCUCCUGGUUACAACUGUCUUAAGUAGUAGGAGGCUACACAAAAACACUAAAGGGAUCAGUAUGCAAGGGUGGCAUACAGCGUUUUGUAAAUCCCUUUUGUAAUUUUGUGCUAGUGCACUCAAAAAAUGUGGACUGAUGAAGUGAAGCUUGAAUGCAACACGUUCAAGCGUCAUCGUCAUCCUACACCUUCGAUAUCCAUUUCACCACUAAAGCUUUACCUUCGAUGUUUUCUUUUACUGUAGACUAUGUUGGUUUUGUCCGUUUGCUUCUGGGACUCGCUGGUUAGGAAGUGCACAUUUAUAAAUCCUAGCAAGAGUCAAAGAUUAUAGAGAUGCCAGCUACAACCACGGUAAAAGGUACAGCUGUGCCUUGCUUGACUUUUUAAAUCAAUUAUUGUAGCUAGGCAAGGAGCGUUCAGAGUGUGAGGUGUAUAUGCAAAGAAACAAAGCCAAAAUGAAGCUUCUGCCUCUUGCACAGAGCUGUUUCCUGGUGAGUCUGUGUUCUUGUAUAAUGUCCUCCAUGUUGUUUUGAAAAUAUGACACAGCUCAGCAUUUUCACGUCAUAAUUUAGACCCAGUAUAAAUUUUAUCCCCGACACUGUCAACAUGCUGCGCAGUGACACACAACCACGCAGACUCACUCGGUAAUAGCCAGUCAGAGAAGGAAAAAGAUGUUUAGUGUGCAAUAUGUGACGUCUACAAACGUGCCUAUACGUUUUGAAAGUCUAAGCUAGAUGUUCCAUCAUCUAGAAUUUGUUUACAGCUUGUUAGUCCGCUUUUUUGUAUAAUCAAGUGUAAGCAUUCAGUAAUGAUAUCAUGUACAACUCAAAGUUUACCACUUUAUUUGUCUACAAAAUACAAUAAUAAACAAGUCUUGUUUGUGGUAUUUUCAA